Messenger RNA from Cuscuta campestris, 1505 nucleotides. The record is from the annotation of a GenBank genome assembly. Lineage: Eukaryota; Viridiplantae; Streptophyta; Magnoliopsida; Solanales; Convolvulaceae.
CAUUAACUCAUCUGUCAAUUAAGCAUCACAACAAAAUUCCCAAAACAUGAAAGAAAUAGCCUCAGAAACGCCGCCGCCCUCCGGCAACCCCACGGCGGACGACGGCUUGUCGAGCUACGUAACUGUCGAAGGAAUCCACUUAAAUUUACCUCGCGCGGCGGGGGACUGUUCUCCGGCACCCCACGGCGGCCGUUUCCCCGUCAGAAUCACCGUUCGCGUAAUCCACCCCUCUCCUCCCAAUCCUAAACCUCUCUCGUUUCUUCAAAGCGUUCUACGGUACAAAACCGCCUACGAGUUUCGGCUGAGCCGCGGCGGCGGCGGCAAUUCCUCCAACUGGUCGGUCGACCUCAUGAACGUCACUUAUAGCCUCCGCGGAGUCGAAAUCGUUAACUGGUUGGUCGACCACAUGAACUUACCUUUCAGCCUCAGCGGAGUGAAACUUCUGUGGAAGGGCUUUUCCACCACGAAUAAGGACGACUAUCUGGUACCCGUCCUUAACUGCGUUUCGGGACCCAGUAAAGAAUGGUGUAAUCAGUUAUCCGUCGCUGACGGGAAAACCGUUUCCAAAACCAGCGACGGGCGUGAGAUGCCCGUCGCUGACUGGGACAACAUGACCGUCCUCAUCCACGAGUUUCUCCGGAAUGUGACGGCCGGAGAAAAUCGUGUACCCGGGAUUAGUGAUUUGAGGAUUACAAAGUACGCCAUUUUGGGGGAGGACGAGAGAAAAGCUAUUAUUAAGAGGAGGAAUGGGGAUGAUGUUGGGAGGAACUGGAAGGAAUCGGUGUUUGGGCUGCCGCAGAGGGUGAUGGAGCUCCGGAUGAAGGCGGUGGUCGAGAAGGCUAUAGAGAGGGUGGCGAUGGAAGACUGCGGCGGCGAGGCCGUGACUUGCGGAGUUUGUUUGGGGGAUUUGUGGGAUGGUUCGGUGGUGGCGGGGUUGGCCGGUUGCUUGCACCGCUUCCAUGAGCGUUGCAUCGUGGAGUGGUUGGUGCGCAAUAUGUCUUGCCCGUAUUGCCGCUCCCCUAUUCCGAUCUCCGCCGCCGUGCAACACAAUGGAUGAUUUUGGAUUUUUAGUUUCCCUUUUGUUUUCCUGGUUGUGUAACACGAUUUUGAAUGUCUUUUUUUUUUUUUGCGUAAAUUUAAGAAAAAUAUUUUUGUUUUGAUUUUUCGAAAAUAUCUUUGAUGUGAUGGGUAGCUUAUUAGUAAAAGGAAAAAUUACCUAAAAUAAUCUCAACUUUACCCGGUCUUUCAAAAAUAAUCCCACCUUUCACUGUGAUGCAUAAUAAUCCCAACUUUACUGAAAUUUUCUAGUUUUGGGUCGCCGUUAAGUUUCUAACGGAGGGUUAACGGAAAUGCCCGUUUUAGGCAACAAAAUGAAAGUUGGGAUUAUUUUGGAUGAAUUUUGUUUUUUUUUUUUUUUUUUAAAAUUUUUCAUUUAAAUUUUUUAAAUUACUUUCUACCUCCAUCAUCAUUUCUUUUUCCUUUUUUAAAUAUUAGUCUUAGUUUAA